This is a messenger RNA of Aspergillus clavatus NRRL 1, 681 nucleotides long. RefSeq names its product putative bZIP transcription factor. The transcript has 2 exons. The coding region runs from base 1 to 681 and encodes 226 amino acids. NCBI's taxonomy places the organism in Eukaryota, Fungi, Ascomycota, Eurotiomycetes, Eurotiales, Aspergillaceae. Gene Ontology annotation, biological process: regulation of DNA-templated transcription. The record is from RefSeq and is a predicted model, not a curated record. Gene Ontology annotation, molecular function: DNA-binding transcription factor activity.
AUGGACGUCUUCACCAGCCAGGAUCUACACCCCCGAUCCCGCAUUCCCUGGGAUCAGCCCUUGGACGAGUCGCCUCCCUCCCUCGGCCAUCUGAGCCACGAACUACGAUAUAACCCCAUGGCCAUGACGACGAGCACCGCAUCCCCCGAGCUGUAUGCGCUCUCCCCGCAUACGAUGGCCUAUCUCGGCUCGAACCACACCUCGCCGGAUAUGUCGGUGGGAUAUGAAACCGCCAGUACCGGAUCGGGGAAUAACCGGCGACAAUCCCAGAACCGUGAGGCCCAACGUCGAUUCCGGGAACGUCGCGAGCAGGAGCGCGUACAACUGCGGCGUGGCAUGGAAGAACUCCGCACCGAGAAUGAUCGGCUGGCGAGGGAGCUGAAGGAGGCCCAGAAUGGGUCUGCGAGUCUGGAAGGGGAGAAUACGCGCCUAAAGGGGGAACUCGAGGCGUUGAGGAAACGGUGGCAGGAUGUGCUGAAGCUCAUGUCGGGGAUGGUGCAGGGGGAGGCCAAUGCCAACGCCAACGCCAGCGAGGGGACACCGACAUCGCCGACGGGGUCCGCGUCGUCGACGGCGCACCACCAGCAGAAGGAUGUGCAGAGUCUACGCAGUUCGAUGAUGAUGCAGAUGCUAGUGCUCUUGUUUGAGGAGAAGGGCCCGUCCAAAUGUGAGGACACAUAG